Anopheles cruzii is the source of this 1633-nucleotide messenger RNA. Its product is annotated as cytochrome P450 6a2-like. The transcript is spliced from 2 exons. Gene Ontology annotation, molecular function: oxidoreductase activity, acting on paired donors, with incorporation or reduction of molecular oxygen; iron ion binding; heme binding. The record is from RefSeq and is a predicted model, not a curated record. NCBI's taxonomy places the organism in Eukaryota, Metazoa, Arthropoda, Insecta, Diptera, Culicidae. Bases 1 to 1533 code for a protein of 510 amino acids.
AUGGAACUCAUAGGAUACUUGUUGACGGGGCUGAUAUUCGUAGUGUCAAUUGCGUAUCUGUACGUUCGAAGUCGACACAAUUUCUGGCGUGAUCGAGGCCUUGCGUAUCCUCGCCAGCAACCACAUCUGUUUUACGGACACAUGAAUGGAGCCUUAGAUACCAGACACGAGUGCUACAUCAACCAGGAUCUGUACAACGACUUCAAAUCUCGGGGAGAGAUCAUCGGAGGGAAAAGCUUUUUCAUCAUUCCGAGUCUGGUGGCGGUGGAUCCGGAGCUGAUAAAGACGAUUCUAGUGAAAGAUUUCAAUGUCUUCCACGAUCGCGGUGUAUACAACGAUGCCAAGGCGGAUCCGUUGUCCGCACAUUUGUUCGCCUUGGAGGGCCAACCGUGGCGAGUGUUGCGUCAGAAGCUUACGCCUACAUUCACCUCAGGCCGCAUGAAGCAAAUGUUCGGUACUAUUCAGGAGGUGGCUGAACAGUUCCGUAAGUACAUGGAGGAAAACUGUCACCGGGAGGAGAUCGAAAUGAAGGAUGUCCUGGCACGGUUUACUACGGACGUGAUUGGUACGUGUGCCUUCGGAAUUGAGUGCAACACUCUGAAAAAUCCUGAUUCGGAUUUCCGCAAGUACGGCAACAAGGUGUUUGAGCAGGAUAUCUUGUUGAUGAUAAAGUUCAUAUUCGCCUCAAUGUUCAAGCGUGUGGCAAGAACGAUUGGCGUCAAGACGACAGAUCAUGGCGUGGAAAAGUUUUUCCUGCAGAUCGUCAAAGAAACAGUGCAGUACCGCGAAAUGAACAAUGUUCAACGGAACGACUUUAUGAACCUGCUGCUUCAGAUCAAAAACAAGGGAAGCCUUUCGGAACAGGACGCUGAACAUAUGGCCAAGGGCGAAGUCGGGAUGACUUUGAACGAGCUUGCAGCACAAGUUUUUAUAUUCUUCCUCGCCGGUUUUGAGACAUCUUCCACGACGAUGAAUUUUUGUCUGUACGAACUGGCAAAGAAUACCGACAUUCAAGAUCGUCUCCGCGAGGAGAUCAACCGUGCGAUCGAAGACAACGACAACAAAGUGACGUACGAUUUGGUUAUGAACAUUCAAUAUUUGGACCAGGUUAUAAAUGAAACGCUUCGCAAGUAUCCACCAGUUGAAUCGUUAACCAGAGUACCUCUUCGCGAUUAUACCAUUCCCGGAACUAAGCACGUGAUUCCAAAGGACACCUUGGUUCAGAUUCCUGUAUACGCUCUGCAUCGAGACGCAGACCACUAUCCCGAUCCGGAUCAGUUCAAUCCCGAUCGCUUCUUGGCGGAAGAGGUUCAACGCCGCCAUCCUUAUGUGUAUCUACCAUUUGGAGAAGGUCCACGUAUUUGCAUCGGGCUACGUUUCGGAGUGAUGCAGGCUAAAAUUGGUUUGAUCACGUUGCUAAGGAACUUCCGCUUUGCGCCAACGGCACACACACCGAAAACCAUCGUUUUCGAUCCGAAAUCCUUUAUUCUGUCACCGUCGACGGGUAAUUAUUUGAAGGUUGAUAAGAUAUAGAGACUUCGCUGGAGAUUAGAUGAAGGCAAUUGCCUUUUAUUGUGGUGAAUAAACAAGAAACAAUGUCUACUAUUUUGACUUUUAUCUUCGAAUAACUCAG